This is a messenger RNA of Rotaria sp. Silwood1, 660 nucleotides long. The record is from the annotation of a GenBank genome assembly. NCBI's taxonomy places the organism in Eukaryota, Metazoa, Rotifera, Eurotatoria, Philodinida, Philodinidae.
AUGGCUCUGUCUGUUCGUACGCGUCUCUUCCGUCGUCAGAAACAAGAACAUGAAACUCGAGUAAUCGUUAAUUUAUAUAAUGAUGAUAAGGAUCAACCAAAUCGCUAUCAUGCAGCUCAUGUCUCUGAAGUUCCUAAAUCAGUAACAACGUCAAUUUCGACAAAUAAUUUUCAGUCACAAGCACGACGUGCAUUUGAAUACGAUUAUGAAGCACCGUUAACAGCGUUCUCACUCAAACCUAAUUCAAAAUGGUUAGUUGUUCGUCGUAAUUUACAUCGCAUUCGAUUUAUGAGUUACAACGAACAUGGUGAACAGAAUAAACUACCAGAUUUUUAUUUGGGAUUACAAAUGAUACGUGAACUCAAACGAGCUCAACAUGAAAUACAACAUAUCGAUCAAAAAACAAAUUUUCAUGCUAUUAACCAAUUCGUUUUGGCUAUCGAUAAUAAACAUACCAAGACAUACGAUACAAGUCAUGUCAAACCAACUGAUGCUCUAAUCUACGAUCGCUUGGGGGAUGAACCGAUGGCUGUACAAAAUCUUCUCUAUUAUUUUAGUCAACAAAAUGUGUCGCCUGCACGCUAUUUUCUAAUCUUAACAUUAACUGAAUCAACUUCCACACAACCAGGAAUCGGUACUCAUAUUGCACGUUUACGUUAA